UAGAGCUGCUCUUGUGCAACCAACACCACCACCACCUCCUCCAUUGAUUCACAGACUUCACAUUCCCCCACAAGCAGCCCAUCAGCUUCCACAGUGAUCAGAUUAAUAACAACAGUAGCCUGUGAUCACACAGGAGGAGAUACCCGGCGCUGCUCGUCCUCCGCGGGAUACUUGGAUACAGCAACAGGAUCCAUCCCUGCUCCUCUCCUCUUUUUUCUCUGAUCCACACCUGUGUUUUCCACUUUUGAGAACACCCGCUGUGUUUUUUUUCUGAGAAACUACUUGGAUACCUGCGAGUUGUCCUUUUUAUAAAUGUCGGACUGACUAUAACUGCUAUGACAGGGAAACUAGCGGAGAAGCUCCCUCUUACGAUGAGCAGUUUAAUAAACACGAUCCCUGACAGUCUCUACCCAGAAGAGGACAUCCCGACGUCUAUGAAUAUUUUCACCAGUACGGAAUCUAUUAACCACUAUUCACAGAUGAAUACAGAUAACAUCAUGGAUCUGGGCAUGGGAGGCGAGAAAGCAUCCGCAGAGAUUCAGUAUGGAUCCAGCUUCCAGUCCAACCGCAGCGGGCAGACUGUCACCUAUCUGGGGAAGUUUGCCUUUGACACUCCUCCGUCAGGGGGCCUCGGGGGCUCCGGGUGGUGCUCUGAUAACAACAUCAUCAGUCUUGUCAGUGCGGGGAUCCUGGGCGUCUCUCCAUCACCCGGCACGGUCACGUCGCAGACAUCGUCCUCCGCAGCCAGCAUGGGCGGACAGACGUCAGACAUGGAUCAGGGGUACGGUCCUCCGCUGCCUGCCUACUCCACCUGCGGUGACCUGUACCAGGACCAGGUCUCCUUCCACCACAGCCCGGCCACCAGCAGCGGACUCGCCUACCCGGGCAAUGACUACCACUCCACAUCCAAAGCCUCCAUGGAUGGCAGCCUUUUCUCCAUGAUCCCCGACUACAACCUUUUCCACCAUCAGGGGGAUGUUGGCGUGAUGGAGCACAAGCCCUUCCAGAGCAUGGACCCCAUCCGAGUCAACCCUCCUCCCAUUACACCCCUGGAGACCAUCAGGGCGUUCAAAGAUAAGCAGCAGAUGCACCCAGGUUUCCACGGGGGGCAACAGCACCCUCCUCAGCACCACCCGCCCCCACAGACUCUCACCCUCAAACCCAUACGACCUCGGAAGUACCCCAACCGUCCCAGCAAGACCCCUGUCCACGAGCGGCCGCACGCCUGCCCGGCGGAGAACUGUGACAGACGCUUCUCACGCUCAGACGAGCUCACACGUCACCUUCGCAUCCACACAGGUCACAAACCCUUCCAGUGCCGAAUAUGCAUGCGCUCCUUCAGCCGGAGCGACCACCUGACCACACACAUCCGCACACACACCGGCGAGAAGCCCUUCUCCUGUGAGUUCUGUGGACGCAAGUUUGCCAGGAGUGACGAGAGAAAGAGACACUCAAAGGUUCACCUGAAACAGAAGGACAAGAAGCCGGCUGACAAGAGCAGUGGGGCGGCUGGGAGCCACAGCUCGCCCCCCAGCUCCUGUGGGGGGCCGACAGGGGGAACGUCAUGACCGUCACUACACACACUUGGACUGGACCCUCACCAUGCCCCAUAAAGAGACUUGGGAAGACGGGAUCACGUCCGCUAUGAGAUAAAUAGGUGACUCUUUUACUCUCUUUUACAUCCCCCGCUCUUAUUUCCAUAGUUCCUUCUAUUUUGAGAUGGAUGACUUUUAGUUUAAGAAAAAAAGGAGAAAGGCUGCUACACCCUUCUCUUUCAGCUACUGUAACACAAAGAAGGGCCCCUUGGCACAUUCUGUCCACAAGGUCACUUCAUAUAGGUUUGUGGGCUGGAUACACUUUUGUCAAUUUUACUGAGAAUUUCUAAAUUGAAAGGAAGCCAAGCGUCAAAAAACUAAAUUAAAUGGAGCUUAUUUAAAGGGUGAGUUGUCUGGGAUGUAUGCAUUUAUUUUAUUAGGCUGUUUUAAAAAAGUGCAAUUGGUUAUAUUUGUGUACUGUCAUGGAUACCUUAUUAGUGGCACUUGACGGUCUUUUUGUUGUAUUUUGUUGAGGUGUCGUGUUUUUUUAUUUUCUAUUUGAAUGUUGUUUUCUCAAAAGAAUGUGCCAAAUGUAUUGUGGUGACACAGCCAACCUUGUUUUUUUAUUAUUGUGCCUGACAUCUGCCAAACAUAACAGUGAUAUCAGCUUAGCACACAUGUUGAUUUAACGGAAAGAUCAGAUUCAAAUAGAUUUACCUGCACAAAUUGGUUAAGUCUACAUAAUGACUGAAUGGGUUACACAAAGCAAACCGAUGUCUUGUCUUGUUACUUGUACUUAUAAAACAAACAUGCCUGCAGCAAUCAAUGCCUCUGCCAAUACUUUAUUUAUUUGUAGUCACUGAGAGACACUGUGUAUUUGUGUUGCCUUUUUUUUAUACGGUGGCUUUAUGUGGCGUUACCAGAUAUCAUUUCUUUUUUUAAAAGUUCACCAAUACUGUUCAUUUUUCUUGAGUUCUGCAAUUAUAUGCAAUAUAUUCAUUACAUGUGCCACCAACCCGUAAAUCAGAUGAACCAAGAGCACAGUUAGAAAGACUGAACUAUUUAAAUAAAUAACACUGGGUUGUAAACCAGCAGUAUAUCAAAGCAAAGAGGAAUGAAGGAUUCACGGUGUAAAACAGACUACUUGGUAUAAAUCACCUAAAUCUGACCAGCAUAUGGUAAAGGAAAAAUGAAAAUGUCCAUAUCCAUGUUUACAUCUUUUUAAUACAGAGAGACUGAGUUGUGACUUAGGGACUUGUUGUUUUUGUACAGUAUACACACAUGUAUGCAGGUAGCUAUACAGUAGAAUUUUCAGUUUUGUACUCAAAUGUCAAAUGCACCAUAACUCAGUAUUAAAUUGUGCAUAUAUGUGCAUGCCUUCAUGCACACUAUGUAAAUACAAAUGACUGCAUAAACAAGAACUCUCAAUUGACUGAAUGCUUGUGGGAAUGUGUCUUAAAGCUUUUAGUAAUGUAGUUAUAAUACGGAAUAUUUUGUUGUCAUAGGUUAUUUCAAAACAUUUUAGAGCACUGCAAUAGUGCCAAAUAUGGUGUAUUAUCUUCCAUGAAAGAAAAAAAAACAAUAAUAGCAUUUGUAAGUGGUUUAAGGAAGCACUAAUGUGUUCUCUGAAUAAACAGAAAGACUUUUUACAUUUGUUUAUCUCCAUUAUAGUAGCAAUCAGUUAUUUCAAUUAACACAUCUUCCCAAUUUCUUAGCAAACACUGGUUACUCUCAGAUGGACAGAAGACUAAAUGACUAGAUUAUUUCUAAAACCAAAUCCAUUAUAGGGCAAUGCCAAUAUUUGUCCGUCUCUGAUUGUUAAUUUGUCCUGAUUUGAAAUAAUAGCUAUUCUAUGAAACAUGUUGUGUAAGCUUAUCUCCUCUGUGAGCUUCUAUGGGAUCUUAACAUUUUAUUAUAAUGAUAUUUACAACAAUGAAUACAUUCUAUAUGCUUAGAAAAGCAUAUUACCUUUCUCUUAAAAAUAUGGCUUUUUUGGUAGUCCAAAAAUGUGAUUUGGCCCAUUGGAUUAAAAAUGUGAGGUGUUAUAAUAAGCUUAUCCAUGUUUUAAUAUAGUUUCUGAUGUGUCCUACUUGGACCAACAAUAUUUCUGGUUAUUAGUUGUGCUCUCUAACUACUAAAAAAGUGUAUGCCCUAUUCCAAGCUUGAAAAAAAAAACAUAUUAUACCAGUCAGUAGACACGGCAAUCAGACUUAAAGAGAAUAUCGACUGAUAAAUGCAAAGGCCAGAGGAAGGGUUCAGGAAAGCAAUGCCACAGAGAACACAGGGCACACAGAAGGCCAUGCUUUCCCCUCCUGUAACAACCAGUUUGACUGCUGAGCUUCCUGGCAACUUUCCACUUAUUUUCCAAUUAAUUUGGCCUCAGAGAGCCUCAACUCAUCUACAUGGAUAAAUUAACAGAUCUCCUUGCACUUUUUCAAGUAGUUUAAAAGUCCAUGCACCCUCUAACAUCUAAAUGUAAAUCGAUAGUUUUGUAUUAUGAAAAAUAAUUCUUUUGCAUGGAUGGCAAGCCAAACUUUUCUCAGCUUAACUCAACUGAAAUCCCAAACUACCAAACUAAAAAUAUAAUUUAUUUCACAUAACACAACAUUUCUUAUGUCUGAUUCCAGAUAAUUUGCUAAAAGACAACUAAGAUUAAAACAUUACUUGUGGAUUUGCCGAAAUCUUGCAAUGGGUAACAAACUCUAAUGUAAACAUUGUGUAGCAGACAGCCUCGUGGAGCUAACUCAAAUAAAUAUAUAUAUAUAUAGAACGCACACGAGUUGAUAGGAAAUAUGAAAUGUUUAUCUGGAAUAAUUUGAUGUUAGACAUUGUUCAUUAUAGACCUUGAAUCUUUUUUGAUUUAUUUGACCAAAAAUGAUGCUCUUGUGUGCUCUUGAUUUGACACUCUGCUGGUGAGAAUGGGUGUUUGUAACUAUAAUAUAUAGGAUGUGGCCUCCUCUGAGAGAAAACUGUCUUUAUGUUUUGCUUUGUGUUGAGGAAUGAUGCAGGGUAAGGUGGAGACUACACCAAACCAUUUCCACAUCUAAAUGAAGCCAUGUAAUUACCACUUUGCAAACUCAAUAUUUCAUCGUUCAUAUCCUCUCACUGUGUUUGUCACUUUUGUUUGGUGACACUUUUAUAACGGACAGAAAGGUUUUGUAAAAAAGUAUAUGAUCCCCCCUCCAUCCCACUCCUUGAAUAUAGCUUGGUGGUUGAACAAUACAGACUGCACCGUGUUCUGCUGAACAAUAACUCUGUGUAAUGUGUGAAUGCUGUAGAAACAACCCCCUCUUAAUAAUGCUUCUCUAAGAAUAAUUUAUAUUAUGCUUUUUUCAUGUUUUACUGUCCAAAAGUGGGCGGCCGAAACGCUCUGAAAUUGGAAUUUGCCUCAUCCUCGUUCUCUGCUCCAUGUUGGAUCUGAGCCAACAUCUGCAGCCAUCUUUGUGCCAAACUGGGUUGCAGGGUUGGCUGAUCAAAAACAAUAUGAGAUGAGAACUCCACAGGAGAAACAAAUCAUAAAUGUGACCUCAGUCUGCUUGCAGUUGAAGGCAGCCUUGUGCUAAUGUUUGUGUUUAACUGUUUGAUUUAGUCUCCGUGAAGUUGGCCUUGGGCACGGCAAUAGGCUUGGGCUCAUUCGUGACAAUUAAUAAUUACAAGAUUUUAAAAAAAAUACUCAUCUUUUUAAGAGAUUUCCAUCAUGUGUGUAGAUAUAGGCUACUCAUGUCAUCUUAUGGACAACAGGGUGGCUUCAGGGAUUUUGUGGUCUUCAACAGUGACACUAUGGUGUUCAGAUGGAGUCGAUACUCACUGUUUUCUGUUGUGUUGUGUUUUCCUUUUCAUUACAGUAUAUCCUCAUGUUUGCAUGUGCACGGAAAUGUUCCAAAGUGCUGCCCUACGAUGUGGUGGGUGGUGCUCAUUUCUUUAUUAUGCAUGAAAAUAAUUCACAUUUUGUGAAACGGGAUAACAACAAUUGAAGACGGACAAUUGAAAACACACACUGGGAUAACUGUUCUGUUGGCUUUUUUUUCUCAAGAAAACAAGGGGUCUUGUUUAAAAUGUUGUUGAUGUCUUUAGCCUAUUUCAUGUUUUUAUUACCUUAUAAUAAGGUCAUUUUAUGAUGAGCUGAAUAUUGAAAUGAAUUUUACUAUAUCCUUGUGAUGGGGAGAUGUGCUCCUCUGUUUACUUGACACUUCAGUUUGUUGUAAUGCAACUGUUUUGUUAUUUCUAUGUAAGUACUU
This is a messenger RNA of Notothenia coriiceps (black rockcod), 5773 nucleotides long. It is a transcript of the gene egr3, whose product is annotated as early growth response 3. The transcript is spliced from 2 exons. Lineage: Eukaryota; Metazoa; Chordata; Actinopteri; Perciformes; Nototheniidae. The coding region runs from base 336 to 1568 and encodes 410 amino acids. Gene Ontology annotation, molecular function: DNA-binding transcription factor activity, RNA polymerase II-specific; RNA polymerase II cis-regulatory region sequence-specific DNA binding. Gene Ontology annotation, biological process: regulation of transcription by RNA polymerase II. The record is from RefSeq and is a predicted model, not a curated record.